CGGAGGCGCUGGUGGUGGGGCCGUGCCGGGGGUGACUACAACAAAGGGCGGCGGGCGCCCGGCGUCUGUGACCGAGUCUCCCGGUGCUCCUCUGAGGCCGAGCCCUGGCCCCCCGCCUGCCCCGCUCCAGAUGAAGUGUGAGCACUGCACGCGGAAGGAAUGUAGUAAGAAAACAAAAACCGAGGACCAAGAGAAUGCGUCAGUUGAUGUACCGAGUCUGGCCCAGGAGAAUGGAGAGAAGGGAGAAUUCCAUAAGUUGGCCGAUGCCAAGAUAUUUCUGAGUGACUGCCUGGCGUGUGACAGCUGUGUGACUGCAGAGGAAGGACUCCAGGUUUCCCAGCAGAAUGCCAAGGACUUCUUUCGAGUUCUGAACCUUAAUAAGAAAUGUGAUGUCUCACAGCACAAGGUGCUCGCAGUGUCGGUGUGUCCUCAGUCUCUGCCUUAUUUUGCUGCCAAAUUCCGCCUCAGCGUGACUGAUGCAUCCAGAAGACUCUGCGGCUUCCUCAAGGGUCUUGGGGUGCACUAUGUUUUCGAUACAGCAAUAGCUGCGGGUUUCAGCAUCCUGGAGAGUCAGAAGGAGUUUGUGCGUCGAUACCAGCGGCACAGCGAGGGGGAGCCAGCGCUGCCCAUGCUCACGUCCGCCUGUCCAGGCUGGGUCCGAUACGCCGAACGGGUGCUGGGCCACCCUGUUACCCCUCACCUCUGCACCGCCAAGUCUCCCCAGCAGAUCAUGGGCUCCCUGGUGAAGGAUUACUUCGCUAGACGUCAGCCCCAAACAGGGUUUUCUCUUUCUCCCCAGAACCUGUCCCCAGACAAGAUUUUCCAUGUGAUUGUGGCUCCUUGCUAUGAUAAGAAACUGGAGGCCCUUCGAGAAGACUUUCCUACAGCUUCCCACGGCUCCCGGGGAGCUGACUGUGUAUUAACCUCAGGUGAAAUCAUUCAGAUAAUGGAGCAAAGUGACCUCGCAGUGAAAGACGCUGCCGUUGACACUCUGUUUGGAGGCCUGAAGGAGGAAGAGGUGAGGCGCCAUGACGGAGCCAGCUCCGACGGGUACCUGGCACACGUCUUCAGACACGCGGCCAAGCAGCUGUUUGACGAGGACGUGGGAGAGGUCACCUACCGCACCCUGAGGAACAAAGACUUCCAGGAGGUCACCCUUGAAAAGAAUGGGGAGGUUCUGUUACGCUUUGCUGCUGCGUAUGGCUUUCGAAACAUCCAGAACGUGGUUCUGAAACUGAAGAAGGGCAGGUUCCCGUACCACUUCGUGGAGGUGCUCGCCUGCGCAGGGGGAUGUUUAAAUGGCAGAGGCCAAGCCCAGACUGAGGACGGGCACGCAGACAAGGCGCUGCUGCGGCAGAUGGAAGGCAUUUACGCGGACAUCCCCGUGCGGCCCCCCGAGACCAGUGCCCACGUGCAGGAGCUGUAUCAGGAGUGGCUGGACGGGGUCGACUCCCCCAGAGUCCAGGAAGCCCUGCACACCAUGUACCAGGGCCCGGGGCUCCGUGCGGUCAGCCGAGACAUCAAGUGGUAAAGGUUGGCACGGCUGGGAGGCAGGCUCCGUCAGCUGCCCGGGGAGGGAGGCGCGGCCAAGUGUAGGCGUCACAGACACUGCAGGAAAACCGCUCGGCCUCUCAGUUGCUACCUUGGUCUUCAGAAUUCUCUACCCCUGUUUGCUGGUGGCUCCCUCACUGUUGGAUGUGGUGCUAUCUUCGUGACAUGUGCGACUGGACUAUUUUGACAUGAGAGAAGGAUUGUCCCAAUUUAAGUAUAUCCUUUUAUCUUAAGACUGAAAAAUAUCCCAAAGAACAGGAAUGAAGACAAACUGUUAUCUUUUAGGCUUAAAAAAAAAAUCCAAAAAGUGUCCUGAGAAGAGCUAAGAUCCCAGAAGUUCAGAUUUAUGUGCCUCAGAGAGAUCUCAUGAGUAGAUGACAGGAGGCAGGCCGCUGGCAUGUGGGGAAUGGCUCUUAUUUUUAACCAUUUACGUUAUUCCUGAAAUGUUUUUGCCAGAACGUGAGUCAACUGCAUCCUUUUGGAACCGGGGGCUGAUACACAAAUCUGGAUUUUCAGCUUUUCUGGCAACAGUGGACCAUGUUUCUCACUGCUGGGCUGCCAGAGAGCGGCAGGCAGCAGCCCCUCCUGGGACCAGCCCUCUAAUCCGGGGGCCCUGUAUGUGCUGGUGUGUGUUGGUGCUGUAGGCCUCAGACAUGCACCUUUCCGUUCAGCCGUUAAGGUGAACUCACCUUGAGGCAGGGGACGCCUGGCAGGGCUGCCAGGUACCUACAGACAGAAAGACGGAGGAUAGAGACGGGACAGAAAGGGCUACCCAUGUAGGCCAGGCUGUGCGAUCGGGAGGCGGUCACCUCUGUCCCUCCCAGUCCUGCUGCGGUCCUGCCUCCCCCCAGCCUGUGCGUCUUGAGGGGCUCUCCCCCUGCAGCCCGCGCUGCUCCUGUGAGCGCGCCUUAAAGAAGAGAGAGGGAAAACCGAUUAUCCACAAACAGAGGGCUUGCAAGCAGCUGGAAAUGUGCAGAAUCACGGUGCUCCACAUCAGGGCUCGUCCUUGGAAUGAAAGACCUCUGCGAAUGGCCUGGAGCUGGGUUUCCAAAGCACCUGGAUCUUGUUAGCGCGAGCGAUGACGCCCGUCUUGAACGCUCCGUGCCGUCAGGCCUCCGCAGGCUGUUCCCCUCAUGAUGUUCUGUAUCGUGUCGUACCCGUGUACCUGUCCGCGGUAACAGCUGGAUAUUGUGUGAAAUUGUACAAUUCUUCCUUUCAAUCUGUUCAUAAUCGGGUUCACCCUCCAAGUAACUGAUGAUGGAAUAAACAGUUGAAGAAUGUG
Ailuropoda melanoleuca (giant panda) is the source of this 2833-nucleotide messenger RNA. RefSeq names its product nuclear prelamin A recognition factor (gene NARF). The transcript has 11 exons. NCBI's taxonomy places the organism in Eukaryota, Metazoa, Chordata, Mammalia, Carnivora, Ursidae. The record is from RefSeq and is a predicted model, not a curated record. The coding region runs from base 131 to 1531 and encodes 466 amino acids.